This is a messenger RNA of Aspergillus homomorphus CBS 101889, 980 nucleotides long. Its product is annotated as zinc finger HIT domain-containing protein. Lineage: Eukaryota; Fungi; Ascomycota; Eurotiomycetes; Eurotiales; Aspergillaceae. The transcript is spliced from 2 exons. The coding region runs from base 103 to 657 and encodes 184 amino acids. The record is from RefSeq and is a predicted model, not a curated record.
AGCAUCUGGGUUCCCUCACGCUGUGAUCGGCUGCGGCAGGACCAUGGUCGUCGAAAUCAAUCAUUACGCUUGAAGCACGUAGGAAAAAGAGUUUGCCAUAAAAUGCCGGGCACUUGCGAGGUCUGCGAGUCGGAACCAUCCAAAUAUCGAUGCCCGACCUGCAAGUUGAUGAGUUGCUCUCUCGCGUGCACGCAAUCCCAUAAAAUCUAUUGUGCUCCGAAGGCACCGUCGCCGAAGCCGUCGGAAGACCAAGCGCCCCUUGAUGCUGUCAACGGCGACGCACCCGAGGCUGAAACGCCUCAAACCGAGACCGGACUCGACAUCAGAACCUUAGGAUCAUCGACUCAGCUCAAAGAGCUGCUCGAUCGCUUCCCUUCCCUCCGGGAUCAGCUGCAGGACAUCUACCAGGCUACAUUGGAGGAGGAAUGGCAGGAGACACAACCGUACGCUGGCCGGUCACGGGGAUUCGGGAAGGGCAAAGCAAUGCAUCGCCAUCGGGGACCCUGGACACGUGAGAAAGGUUUCAAUCGCGGGGUGGGCAAAGUUAGAAAGCUCCGGGAGCGAUGCGAAGAGGGUGACGAGGUCAGUCGGAAAGCUGAAGGCUAUAUGCGGUUCAUGGCCUUGAUCACCGGAAACCAGUUACCUGAGGCUGCCUGAGAAUGCGCCUGUCUGGUUUAUGGUGCAGACUGCAGCGGCAAUCCGUCGCGCCCAAUCGGACUGCAGGUUUUUCGAUGUUCCUCCGUGGUGGCAAUCUACUACGCCCUGCCGCAGAAAGUUGCCAAGCUGCGCGCAGUGCAGCCAGAGCUUGACCAGCCGACCAGGCCCAUGCUGUUUCACAUAACAGCGAGCCUCGAUUCCCUCCUUUGAGGACACGUAUGAGGCACUUUAGCUGAAGAUCGCAGUGAUGCCUGAAUAGUCAUCCACCACGACCUAAUCAUAGAAGCUACAUGCAUACAAACAGCAUAGCGCUUAGAAAUGCC